Messenger RNA from Pelodiscus sinensis (Chinese soft-shelled turtle), 3856 nucleotides. The record is from RefSeq and is a predicted model, not a curated record. NCBI's taxonomy places the organism in Eukaryota, Metazoa, Chordata, Testudines, Trionychidae.
CCUUCAGCUUGUGAAUGGUGACAAUUUUAUAUCAUGUGAUGAACAGGCCAUAUCUUCCUCUAUAGGGGGCAGAAGAUCUUGGAGAAAAGCAUUUAUUUGGUCUUAACGGUCUACAGAGCUGACAAGAUAGUAGUCUGUUCCACUGGCUUAAUACACCGAAGAGGAGGAAAAGAUCUGAAAUACCUGAACAGAUCCUCCCAAGUGACUGAUCUAUGAAAUGGCAGAAAAUGGAACAGAUUGUGAUCAGAGACGCAUAGGAAUGAUCAAAGAACAGCAGAAUGGGAAUUUCACAGACCCCUCUUUGCUGAGUGAACAGAAGCUAAGGGACCGAGAAGAGAGGCAAAAUAUUGUGCUCUGGAGACAACCACUCAUUACCUUGCAGUAUUUUUUCUUGGAAACCCUAAUAAACUUGAAGGAAUGGACCAUAAAAUUGUGGCAUCGCCGAAGUAUCGUGAUGUCUUUUUUGCUGCUGCUUGCAGUGCUUACAGCUGCGUAUUAUAUUGAAGGAACACAUCAACAGUAUGUGCAGUAUACGGAGAAAAAAUUCUUGUGGUGUGCCUACUGGGUAGGCUUAGGCAUUCUGUCCUCUGUUGGGCUUGGAACAGGUCUUCAUACCUUUCUACUCUAUUUGGGUCCACACAUAGCAUCAGUUACACUUGCUGCUUAUGAAUGUAACUCGGUUAAUUUUCCUGAACCACCAUACCCUGAUCAGAUUAUCUGCCCUGAUGAGGAGGGGAUUGAAGGAUCCAUCUCUUUAUGGACCAUAAUCUCAAAAGUCAGGCUAGAGGCCUGCAUGUGGGGCGCUGGCACAGCUAUUGGAGAGCUGCCUCCUUACUUCAUGGCCAGAGCAGCCCGACUCUCUGGUGCUGAACCUGAUGAUGAAGAGUAUCAGGAAUUUGAGGAGAUGCUGGAACAUGCAGAGGCUGCACAAGACUUUGCCUCCCGAGCGAAACUGGCUGUCCAGAACCUGGUGCAGAAGGUUGGAUUCUUUGGCAUUUUGGCCUGUGCUUCAAUUCCGAAUCCUCUGUUUGACCUGGCAGGGAUAACAUGUGGGCACUUUCUCGUUCCCUUUUGGACCUUCUUUGGUGCCACCCUAAUUGGGAAAGCAAUAAUUAAAAUGCACAUCCAGAAACUGUUCGUUAUUAUAACAUUCAGCAAACAUAUAGUGGAGCAGAUGGUGUCCCUAAUUGGACCACAGGCUUUAUCCUUAACUAUGGAAGCUGAGAAAUCUGAACAGGAUGGUAGCUUGGAGUGUGUGGGAGAGUGCUUGAAGUCAUCUUACUGUUCAGGGAAUAUCUUUCUCCUUCCUUUAUUCAACUAAUUGUGCAAUGGUAUAUGUGGUUUUAACCACUAAAGAUUAAGAAAAAUUUCACUCUAAUAUUGGAAAUGUACUUGUAUAAAUCUACUACUUUCUAAAUUUCACUGUAGCAAAAAUGUAUAAAAUGCACAUUGCUUUGGCAAUUGUGCGUAUAAGUAUGUCUUAAGAUACAGUCAGUUGUUUAGUAAUGCAGAACCUAGUUUAGCGUUCCUGUGGUUCUUGUAUGUAUGGCCCAAAGGCCCAUAAAAUAGCUUAAUGAAUUUCUGUCAUAAAGCGAACUUCAGUCAUCAUUUGCCAUUAUAAAAAACUGUGUAAAAUGCUUUAAAUGAAAUAAAUGUUUAAAAUGUGCUCUUGAUGUAAAAGAAGGAAAUGCACUAAUCUGAACUCUGUGAAUAUCUUAAAUUUCAUGACACUGUUGUGGUGAUAGCCAUUAUAAUUUGGAGACCAAGUAGAUGAUUUUUUUUUUUUAAACAAAGGGCUGGGACAACUGCUUCAGUUCUUACUUUUUAAAUCAGAAGUGUUUAAAUAUGUAAAGUUUUAAAAGUAAAAUAUUAUCCUUCAGUAGCUUUUUCCUUUAUCUCAUGUGUAUGUGUCAUUUAUUUAAAAAAAUAAAAUUACACAAGAGUUUUAGAACAGUGACUCGUACUGAGCAACGACUCAUUCGGGAGAACUUCUGCCGCAAACUAACAGCUCCGCCUUUAUGGGAGUUUUCAGAAGUACUCUAAAUAGUUCCUAAAAGUUGCUAUAACCUUAUGUGAAAUACAUGGAGGUACGUAUACAGUCACCUUGCUAAAUUUUUAGGAAAAUUUACCAGUCCCAAAAUGUAUGGUGAUGAGGAAUCAGUGAAGAUUUUUUUUUUUUAAACUUGGCAUUCAGUAAAAAAUUUUGCCUCUAACUGGUGGAGCAAAUCUUAUGAGCAAGUCUGAUAGUGAGUUAUUUGUACAUCUCUGAUUCUGUGGAUUUAAUAUAUUUGGAAUAUUAGAAAGCCACUAUGUUCCUUUUUAAGCUAUACUAUAUUUACCCAGGCAAAUAUAAUCUGUCUAGUGAAAAGCAGUGAAUAAUAAAUUCAGUAUAAUAAAUAAUUAAAAUAUAAUCUGGGAAGUGCUUUUUUCCUUUUAUUUUAAAAGCAUAUUAAGUGAUUUUGAAAAUCAGAUAAGGAAUGUCUGCAUUGGGGAAAUUUUUAUGAAAUUCAUGACAAAUCCAUGACAAUUAUGAAUUCAUGCUUUGACAGAAAUUCAUAAAAUCGCACUGGUGUUUCUUUGCGAUUCUUAGUGUCGAGAAGGGUCCAGUCAUAGGAAGUUUGUCACCACUGAUGGGAAGUUGCUAUAGUGUACACUGUGCACAAAGACUUAAAAUCUCUCAUGGGUAAUUCUAAAACACCCAGAACCAUGUAUUAGUAGCAGAUAGGUCCCUAUGGGAGGAGAGGAUACAGCUUCUGACUUAGGUGACUGUUGGCUGGAAUGAUGUGCAAUGGUUAGAACUGUGGUGUCCAGCCAGUUCUGAAGCAGUAUUCACUGCAGUGGCUACUGCUAUAGUGAAGUAGCCCCACACAACCAGCCAUAUAGCCCUAUGUGGCUUGCAUGUUGCACACAACAGGGUUAGAUAGUGGAUAGACAAAACGAUACUGAUUCAUUUGAGUAGCCUCAGGUUACAAUUUUAAAAAAUGCCCUGGCAUCUGCAGAAUGGCAUUUGGUAGCUACUUUGCUAAGCCUGUCCAACAUAGUAUUUCCAGCCCUUUAUAGAAGGGAGAAGGCAAAUGAGUACAUGAACUUAUCAGUGAGCCCUAUUACAGUCAUCUGAGAACAAGGUGUUUAGUAACAUACUGUAGUUGCAGUCAUCUGCCAUAAAACAUGGAGUGAAUCAGAACAAGGUUCAUAGUUCCUUCUUUGUUCCUUUGUUAAUCACUGACUAGUGGGAGGCGCCUUUAGAAUUUGCUAAUGCAUUCUUUUUGGAUAAGGAUGACGCACAGAUUGUCCUAAUAAGGACUUAGUUUGAGAAAGGAGCCGCCUUCUUUGAGAAGAUGGGGGCAAGUCACAGGGCAGGCAGUUUCUUUUUUAACUGAGGGAUGACACAAGCACAAGUCAUUUCCUUAUUAAUCGGUUCAAACCAGUUCUUACAGGAACUGCUGGUGAUAAAUGUGGGACUUCUGAGAAGUCAUUCAUUUUAUUCUCAGCCGUGCAUCAGUGCACAGUCUUAGCUGAGCUUCUCCCCUGACUUUGAGGAAGUGCUGGAGCAUAGAGCUCUCUGUGUGGCCUCUGAAUUUAGCAUCAAUGUGCUGUGAAAUCCUUUUUCUUUUUUAAAUUUUUGAAAAUCUGGAGGACCCACAUGUCCCUCUUCUUCAGCUGAACUGAAAACACACACUGUAUUAUAUGGGUCUCCCAGUUAUCCCACGUGGGGUGAUGGCUUCUGAUCUCUGGCUCUAAUCUAAACUUCGUUCCUUUUGAGCCAAAGGUGGUAAGUUUAAAAAUAAAUAAAUUAUUUUCUUGUGUUUUUUUUUUUCCUCUGCAAAUUUUGUCUUGUUCUUGGGGAUGAAAUUUG